CACAGGCCUCCAGGCAGCACUUCUAGGGACACACAGGCAGCCAUGCAGGCCCUGAGGCAGGAGGCUUCCCGGACCUAUGUCCCCUCAGGCACCUUGGAAGUGGACUUCCCCACUCCGUUGUACAGUGAUGACUAUCUGUCCCUGGAGGGGCCCCGCUGGGCACCAGCCAUCAAGCAGGCAACACGCUGGAAGUACACACCCAUGGGGCGCGACGCAGCCGGCCAGGUGUGGUACACAGGCCUAAGCACCCUGAAUGGCCGCAAGGCCCACACCCGCUGGCAGGGAUGCUAUCGCCACCGAGAGCACAGCCUGCCCCCCGCCUAUACCCAGCAUCUGCGGGAAACGGCCUGGUAUGACCCCAUCAUCCCUGCCCAGUACCUGAGCCCAGGCACCCGGUGGGGGAGCAUGCUGUGGCGAGACAGGCCCAUCCGGGGCAAGGAGUUCGUGCUCAACAGGAACCAGUACGGGGUGGAGCAGCCCCAGUGGGCUUCCGGCUAUGUGCCCGACCUGUCCCGGCCACAGCGCCCGCGCUACACCACCCAGAGCAUCCGGCACUGGGACCUGGAGCCCUACUGUCCCUCCACCGCUCAGCGGUCCCUGCCGGGCCACACACACAGCUUCUUAUAAAGCUCAUGCUGCCCACGCCGCCCCAGCCUCUGCUGCACUGUCCCUGCCAGGCGCCCAAGGCCCCACUUCGCUCCACCUUCUGCGCCUCCCUGGGAACGCAGGGUUGUCCUGAUCACAGAGCAGUUGGGCAUCAAGGGAAUCCCAGGUGACCAUGGCCUGGGACAGCAGG
Molecule: messenger RNA, 796 nt
Organism: Octodon degus (degu)
Lineage: Eukaryota; Metazoa; Chordata; Mammalia; Rodentia; Octodontidae
Gene: Tektip1
Product: chromosome unknown C19orf71 homolog
Exons: 4
Coding region: 43-627 (194 amino acids)
Source: RefSeq, a predicted model, not a curated record